UGAAAAGAAAUGCUGUUUUAAGAGACACCAAAGAUGCUAACAAGAAAAAUUAAGCUUUGGGACAUCAAUGCCCAUAUAACCUGUCGUCUGUGCAAUGGAUACCUUAUUGAUGCUACCACUGUAACAGAAUGCUUGCAUACUUUCUGUAGAAGCUGCCUAGUGAAGUAUUUGGAGGAAAACAACACCUGUCCAACAUGUAGAAUUGUUAUACAUCAGAGUCAUCCAUUACAGUAUAUUGGCCAUGAUAGAACAAUGCAAGAUAUUGUUUACAAACUUGUUCCAGGCCUCCAAGAAGCGGAAAUGAAAAAGCAGAGGGAAUUCUAUCAUAAAUUGGGCAUGGAAGUACCAGGAGACAUCAAAGGGGAGACGUGUUCUGCAAAGCAGCAUCUGGAUUCGCAUCGAAAUGGUGAAACUAAAACAGAUGAAAAUUCAAACAAAGAAACAUCUGAAGAAAAACAGGAAGAAGAUAAUGAUUAUCACCGAAGUGAUGAACAGGUAAGCAUCUGCCUGGAAUGCAAUAGCAGCAAAUUGCGUGGAUUGAAGCGAAAAUGGAUUCGCUGCUCAGCACAAGCAACAGUCUUGCAUCUAAAGAAGUUCAUCGCCAAAAAACUUAAUCUUUCUUCUUUUAAUGAGCUGGACAUAUUAUGCAAUGAAGAGAUUCUUGGCAAGGACCACACACUCAAAUUUGUAGUUGUUACUAGAUGGAGAUUUAAGAAAGCACCUCUACUGCUGCAUUACAGACCCAAAAUGGACUUGCUGUGAGAGAACUUUAUUGUCCUUUUGGACAACGUUUUUUGCAGAGACUAUCAUCUGGCACCUUCUUAGUGCAUCACUAGUCAUGUGACACAAACCAGCUGAAAAACUUUGGAAGACUGUAGUGCUUUCUUAGCA
Messenger RNA from Tinamus guttatus (white-throated tinamou), 891 nucleotides. RefSeq names its product polycomb group RING finger protein 3. NCBI's taxonomy places the organism in Eukaryota, Metazoa, Chordata, Aves, Tinamiformes, Tinamidae. The record is from RefSeq and is a predicted model, not a curated record.